Messenger RNA from Colletotrichum lupini, 303 nucleotides. RefSeq lists its product as uncharacterized. The transcript has 2 exons. Lineage: Eukaryota; Fungi; Ascomycota; Sordariomycetes; Glomerellales; Glomerellaceae. The record is from RefSeq and is a predicted model, not a curated record. Bases 1 to 303 code for a protein of 100 amino acids.
AUGAAGCUGCAGCAUCGAGCACAGAAUACGGAGUAUCUGUGGACUAGCCCUGCUCCGCCCGCAAAGGAGAACUGGGGAUCAGGUGGAGGUCAAAGAAGGCGUGUUCGGACCAUGUCCAUCUUGGUCUGUCUUCAGACGUCGAGUAUCGCAGAGGCUUCACCUGGGUUCCUGGCCCUUGAAUCCGAGCCGCCGCUUGUUUCUAGCUGUGGUCCCAAGACUCGGCUCGUUAGACUCUUCGACAAUGCUAGGUGGAUCAAGAGCGACAAGCAGACUGCAGGCGUUGAGGACGACGCAGAUACCUGA